UCGAGCAGCAAUGAGCGGCAGCCAAUGGGAGGGCGCGGCUCCCCACCUCAGCGAAUGAGCGCUCGGCGCCGGCCCCUUCCGGCAUUCGGCGCGCUGGUCGGCGGCGCUUUCGAAGCUAUGGCGGCUGAGAAGGCCUCGGAGGGGGUGGCGGCUGCGGCCAUAGCCGCGGGCGAGGCUCUGGCUGCGGCCUCAGUGGCCUUAGCGACCCCCGGCCUUCAGGAGGAUGUUUCACCUGCUCUCCUGGCCGAGUUCCUGAAGGACUCCAGGAAGAAGGAGAAGUUACUGUGGGGGCAGCUGCAGGUGGUAGAUGCGCUCCAGGCAUUCCUGGAGCAGAUGGACGUGGCCGUGAACACCGAAGAGGAGAUCCGGGCAGAAGCCAGUGCAGCCCAACAGCUCUGGAAAGACCUGAAGGCUGAGCAUCAGAAGCAGGUGGAAGCCAUUGAGGCCGCCCUGCCACAGGCCCUGGAGCAACUGGAGGCCAGCCAGAGGAAGCAGGCUUUAUUGGGGAGUGCUCUGAAGCAGGCCCAGGCCAAGAGGCAGGCUUUGGAGGAGUGGAGGAACAUGGCCCAGACCCGCCAGAGGCUCGAGCAGGAAAAGCGAAGGCAGCAGUUAGUGGCUGGAGCCCAAGCCCAGAGGGGGCGCCUGGAGGAGGCCAACAAGCACUGGGAGCAGGCGCUGCUGCUCCAGCGUGAAGAGCAGGAGAAUGGCCAGAGGCUUGGCACCUUCCUAGGACUUCUGCAGAUGCUGCAUGGUGCUGGCAAGGAUGGAGGAAACAGAAAGCCACCGGGAGCCCCAGCAAGCCCCCCACAGUCACAUGACCAAUAAAGGCAUCAGCUCUGCUUCUUUCCUGAGAUUAAUGGGGGGCUGGGGAGAGAGUACUACCCUCCACAGAGACCACUAGGAAGAUUGGAACCUGACUACAUUACCCCCUCAAAACAAAGAAUUCUGCCAGUGAUCAUGAAGGGAUCCCAGUUCUCCCCUAAGGCCCCCUGGCUUUGAGCCUUCCCAUCCCCUAUUAUCCCAUCUCUUCCUUCUCUGUUCUCUUCCUCCCCAGCCCACACCCAUCAGCCCUAUCCCCACAGCCAGACCCUGGGCUACGCUCAAAAGGACAGCCUAAAAUGAAGCCCAGAGAUGCCUUGGGGGCAACAUUGUUCCAAAGGCUUCCCACCUUCUGGGGCCCAGCCUUCUUCCUCUAGGCAGCCUUCCUUGGCUACUUGGUAGCACUGCCCUCCUCGCUGGGGGAUACCAAGGUGGAGGUUGCCUUGAAGCUCCUUUUGCGCUUCUGAACAUUCUGCUCAGGAUGGAAGAUGAUGAUGUACACCUUGGGCACAUAGAGCAUUCCCAGGGAGACCGAGGCACUGAGACUCAUUGACACAGUCAGUGUCGUAGUCUGGAUAUAUAUCUGAUCCAAAGGAAAGGGGUGUUGGCUUGGUCCAAACCAGCCAAUCCACCUCCUUCCCUAUCCUGAACCCAGGAUGGCCCCCAGUGGCCAAAGGAGAAGAGAUGACUCUCCUAGUGGAUGGAUGGCAUUUUAGGAGUUGGAAAGGAUGUUCAGGUUAAAGGCUCAGAGUCAGGAAAGGGCCUAUUAUGGGCAGGCCAGAGGAAAAGGAAAAGGAUGAGUGAAUAAAAAGCCACUACUAAAAUGAACAAUUGGUGACAUGUAUGAACAGGUUAACAAUGAGAUGAACAGAUGUGUGAUGAAAUAAACUGGUGA
Messenger RNA from Dromiciops gliroides (monito del monte), 1714 nucleotides. RefSeq names its product ZW10 interacting kinetochore protein (gene ZWINT). The record is from RefSeq and is a predicted model, not a curated record. The transcript has 6 exons. Gene Ontology annotation, cellular component: kinetochore; dendrite; nuclear body. Gene Ontology annotation, biological process: establishment of localization in cell; mitotic sister chromatid segregation; mitotic cell cycle checkpoint signaling. Lineage: Eukaryota; Metazoa; Chordata; Mammalia; Microbiotheria; Microbiotheriidae. The coding region runs from base 25 to 825 and encodes 266 amino acids.